Molecule: messenger RNA, 5734 nt
Organism: Poecilia latipinna (sailfin molly)
Lineage: Eukaryota; Metazoa; Chordata; Actinopteri; Cyprinodontiformes; Poeciliidae
Gene: wbp1
Product: WW domain binding protein 1
Exons: 4
Coding region: 175-1071 (298 amino acids)
Source: RefSeq, a predicted model, not a curated record
AUUCAUAUCCGUACUGGGGAGUGUUUCUCGGUCAAACAACAAAAACAUGUCUGAGUGUGACAGGCUGAACCGUUAGUUGGUAGCUUUCAGCCACCCGCUGUCACUGCUGCUGGUCGUCGAUCCGACCGAUUGCUUUAUGGUUCCUGUCGUGUUCACGGCAGAUAACCCAGAGAGAUGCCACAGAAAGCACUGGGAUCUAUUGUAGGUCUUCUUUGUACCGGGACCUGUCUGGUGCAGGGAAAGGAGUUUUGUUCGGGGGUAAAUAAUGAACAGUACCGCUGUGAGAUGGGUUACUGCUGUGGGGAGACAGAAUGCUGCACGUACUACUACGAACUAUGGUGGUUCUGGUUGGUAUGGACUCUAAUCAUAAUGCUCAGUUGCUGUUGUGCCUACCGACACCGGAGAGUUAAAAUGCGUCUACAACAGGAGCAACGGCAACGUGAGAUCAGCCUAAUGGCCUAUCAGGGUGCUUCCAGCUCCUUCAUUACACCGCCACCUCUCAAUUUAAGGUUCUGGAAUGACUGCAAGCUUCCCGACUACGAAGAAGUCGUGGGUCACCCCCCGACCCCGCCUCCCCCGUACUCUGAAAACCCUCCCGAGUCAGCUCCGGCUGCCGCCCCUCAAAUAGGCCAGACGGUUUCCGUCUCCGUACCACGGAUGUUCCCUGACGCAGAGCCAGCGGCACACUGUCAGGCAUCGGGCGUCUCGUCAGACGAGGGGGCAAUGUCACAAGCUGACCAACCACAGAGCCGGGGAGAGGAGAGCGUAGAUGUUUUGCCGUCUGGGGCGGCGGCGGCAGCGGAGGAGGGGGAAGAUGAGGAGGACGACGAGCUCCUAACCCGACGCCGGCACGUGACCGGCGACUCGGGGAUUGAGGUGUGCGUUUGCCAGCUGGACGUGGACGAGGGCUCGGGGCCGGAGGAGGAAUGCGACGAGGAAAACAGGAUGUGCAAAGGUGCCGGCAGGGACUGCUGCUCCGGACGCCCGCAGGAGACCUUCAGGCAGAAGGAGUGCGCCUCGGAGCUGCCCGGCCAGUCCGCCAACACCAGCACUGGAGACCACAUGGUGUGAUCCACAGCAUCAACAACUAGCAAACUAAUGCAGCUUCCAGCUUCACACAGGGCCAUAACUAUCGCCAUCGUCAUUGGCACGGGGGGGAAUGGCUACGCUUUAUUUCCCUGAACUAAUAUUUGCGAAAUGAUGAUGAUAACUAAUCAGUUCUGGCUUUUGUUUAGGAUUGAUACAAUAACGAUGUGGGCAAAGCACGGCUUAUUCCCUAUACUUCUCUUAGCGGGGGGCUGGAGGGGAAGAUCCAGCAAACGUUCUGCUUCUCUGUCGGGUAUAUUUCUACCUUCUGUUCGGCGUGAGAACGUCACUGAGUGGCGAAAAAGAAAGGAAGCGGCCAUUUUGGACUGAAGGCAGAAGUGACCGUUUCUCUCGCCGCCACCUGCAGCGCUGCUUUCACGUUUCUGUUCCAAAGCCCUCGUAGGUCAGAACAUUUCCGCCCUGCCCUCCCAACUGAGGCUUGAAGCGUGCCGCAAAACACGGCAAAGCGACGUUUCUCGGGCCUCCCCCAAGACUGAACACGUUUGAGGGAAGAACAAACAUUUUCAGCAAUCAGCUUGAUCUUACAAAAAUUAGAAUCAGAUUAUGUUGGGUUUUUUUUUUUUCUUCUUCCCAAAGCCGUUUAAUGCGUUUAAGUACUGAGUGCUUGCUGUGAAAUCUAGGCCACAGCUGCACAGUGAUGUCAUCUAUGAGGUCAUCGCCGCCCAUGUUGGGGCGGAGGGGCUGAAAACACUUGAGCGGAGAAGAGGUCCGCUUCUUGUGUUUUAAAUGUCACGCUGUUUUUUUUUCUUUCUUUCUUUCUUCUCUUUUGAUAUCAUAAUGUUGUCACCAGGGCUGCUUAGUAUCUAAUUAGAAUGAUGAAAGUGGUGCUCGGCAUUGUAGUGAUUUAUUGAUUGUAUGCAUGUAUGCAUGCGAUCUUCCCCUACUUCAGUUCCCAGCUGCAGUAAAUCCCUUGUACUAACAUGGGCAGGUCUUUAGUCAAAAAAAGGUCUUGAGGGGAGCUCUAUGUUUAUUUAACUUGUUAGCGCUGAGGGAAUUUUUAUCACUCAGCAUGUUGUUGUUUUUUUUUAUGUCAGUACUGAAGGAUGUAGUUGCUCUUUGAUUCUUUGCUUUUUCAUCACAUAACCAGCUCUGCUUUAGUAAAUGCCACAGGUGUCCUGAUUCCUUGCAGCGGAUUUCCUGGAUGCGGUUGUGUACGGCUGACAGUGCAGUGACGAAAUUAUGAGAUAUGCUUUUGAGAUCGGUGAGGUAAAAAUUCAAAGCACUGAUUUUGAUGUUUUUUUUUGUUUUGUUUUGUUUUUUUCUUUUUGCACGUGGCAUGACUUGGUGUUUUAUAUUCGAGUGAAUUAGCAUAUUCCGUCAUUUUUAAUACUUGCUCUGCUCAUCACGUCCAACGGUCUUACCCUGCGGUGGCCGAGGAACUCAGUUUAAAUAUUUUUAGGGGUAAAGCGGUGGAGCGAUUCCUUUUUCGAUGUCUUGAUGUAGUUUUCUUGAUGAGUGCUAACUAGGUAGCUGGUGCUGUCGUGGGUUUCUGUUCUUUCUAGAGCUGCUGUCCGUGUGAGGGAUUUGCAGUGGCAUUUUUCCACUGGCAGCAGAGGGCCAGUACAUUAGCAAGCUGAGAUGGUUGCAAGCUCUGCUCGGCAGUCGAUUUGGUCUUGGCACGACCACAGAAAUGCUUGCAAUGAACUGCAUGUUCCGCACUAAUGCAUGCGGCUUGUUUUCCCGAACUGUAGUUUGUCCGCUUGGAAUAUUACCCAAAAAAAAAAAAAAACAUGCGACAGAUGGGGAAAGCCGCGGCGUAAUGAAGUUCCUACUCUGACAUUCUUCAAGUUAUUGUCAGGAAAUAAACCUUAAAAGAAUGAAGUUUGGGAAAAAAGAAAAAAAAGAUCAAGCUUUUUAUACAUCGGCUCUGAUUGUGUGUAAAAACUCAGGUCACCUCACAGGAUAAGUGCACGCAUGCACCCACAAUGCAAUGCUCUAAAGCUGCUUCUUUGGCAAUAUCAGUGGCUUUAAUAUUCCAACCGGGCAUGGGCGGCUAGGAGAUUAUCAUGGUGUAUAUAAUGUUUUAAGAAUAUUUACACACACCCAAAAAAAAAAACACCUGCUAAGUUUAGAAGUGAAAAAGCAUAGCAGCUCUUUCCUUACCAACUGAAAAGCAGUGUGCAGCAACAAGUGGGGGAGGGGUUUUAAUUGAUCACAAUACGAUUGGAAAAGCUGCACAAAACUUGAGCCUUGAUCUCGAUAGCUGGUCCAUGCCUAUUUGUUUGGGGUUUUUUUAAAUGGGUUCAGUGCCUGAAUCAGACAACACCAGUCCGACUUUUGUACAAGAAGUUUACACCAUGGCUUCAUAACGAGGAGGAACUCAAACACUUCAGUGUUGCUUGAGAAAAAAAAAAGUUCUCUUAUUAGUUCCACACAAAACACAUAAAGUCAUUUUCUUUCUGCACAUCAGAAUGAAAAUGUUUCCUCUCUUCAUUGGCCUGCAGCAGCUUUUUUUUUUUUUCUCUAGGUUGUAGUUGGUUAGGUUAGAGUGCUGCUGCGGCUAGAAUGUAGCAGAGGAACACGGCAGAACGUGUCGGGACAGAACGAUGCACACCACGCACCGCGGGCUGAAACUAUCAAAAUGUUCCCGUUCCUUUUGUUGCGAUAGUGCUGCGUCACCUAACAGGUGCUUGAACGUGAAGCCAUUCUGACAUGACCUUUGCAGAGGAGUGGUUGCAAUGUGAGCAUGCCUGCACACCCCUAAGCAGAUUUCAUAAACAGUGUUUUAUUUUAUUUUUUUCUUGACAGCAUACCUUAAGCUGCCUUGUUGCAUUUCUAUAGAGCCGAUGUCUUGAUUAGAGCUGCACAGAUAAUAUAUAUAACCUCUGUAUGUGGAAACUGGUGUAAUACUGCCUUAUUAGAGUAGAUGUAGUCGUCUUUUUUUUUUUUUUUUAUAAAUCGUAAUAUUUGUGCAAGCAUGGUUGUAUUAGAGAGCAAAGGAGCACUGUUGUGUCAGUAGAAAGUAGCAUUUAAUCUCGUUCUGGAAACGUUCGCAGGCUCUUUGCUUAGAGGAUGUGGCGUACAUUUAAAAGCCACCGAACUGAAGUGGUUUUGUUGCUGAGAAGUGGUUGUUGAAUUUAAAAAAAUACUGUGUGUAAUUAUAGCUGUGGCACUGAUGAGAUGUGUUCACACCAGAUUUGUUGUGCUCAGUUUUGUUUUUUGCUUUUCUGUGCUUUAGAUUGAAGCACGAGGAAGCAAGAUUGUUGCUGUUACUGUUUUAUUUUUUUAUUUUAAUUUUAUUUUAUUUUUUGGAAAUGACUCACCGUUGUUCACAGUGCCUUGCAAAAAUAUUCACAUCUGCUGAAGUUUUCCAUCCUCUUUCAUCCAACAACCAUAAAUCGUAUUGUGGUGUUUUAUAUCACAGACCAAUACGAAAUUGUGCAUAAUCCGAAGGAAAAACAUGUAUGGGUGUCUAAUAUCUAGAGACUUUUUUUUCACCGAUUCUUUGCGGAUUAAGUAGUGAUUUUUAUUCGUUUGUUGUUGUUUUUUGCCCAGACUUUAACUGGACCAUUCUGUCACAUGAAUAUGCUGUGACCUAAACCAUUCCACCGGAGCUCUCGCCAGAUCUUUAGUGUCGUCUUGCUGGAAGGUGAAUUUCCCCCUGAACUGCCUCACUGGCCCAAAGCAUCCCCACACUAUGACGCUGCCACCACCUUGUUUGGCAGUGGGAACGGCACGUUCAGAUCGCUGCGUCGUUUGUUUUCCACCAUUCUGGUCCCACCGGACCAGAACCUCUCCUUCCACAUGACCGCUGCAUCUCCUGCACGGCUGGCUCCUCAUAGAACCAGGUUCUGAAGCCUUUGGUGAAAUUAUACUCAGGUUGACUCUGUUUACAAAAGGAUGUGAUUUCAGAAGGUCAUUGGUUGUACCCUUGAUUAGAGGUAUCGGAGAAAAUGCAUAUGGAUACCUCACGUUUUUCAAAUCUUUUGUUUGUAAGAAAAAAAAAUAUAUAAAAUAAUUUGAAGUCCUCCUUUCACUUCACAGUUAUGCACUACUUUGUGUUGGUCUGUCAUAAAGCAUAAGGUACCUUGAGGUUUGUGGUUGCUAUGCGACAAAACAUGGAAAGCUUCAAGAGCUAUGGAUACAAGGCAAGUUGUACAUGUACACAUUUAAUACCAGUUACAGCAGUGGAGGGCAGUGAGGUUAGGGGCUCUUUUGUAAAUCCCUCCUUUAUUUUUACACAUUUCCCGAGACUAAGGGCUAAAUAUUAAUCAUAAAUUGUCAUCAGACGUAUGCUCUACUGAGCGAUUAAUCGGUUUUGUUCUUUUAUUUUUAAUUUUUCUCAAACCACAGUUACAGUGAUCCACUAUCUGAACACAGAUGCGUAAAGUGAACUUUGGUUGUUUUCCAAUGUGGUGGAGCUCAUAUUUAUAUAUUAACCUGUUGUAUAUGAACUUGUGUGUGUGUGUGUGUGUUUGUUCUUUAUUUUAGGCUUUGUCCUUGCCUUCUUGUUUUGUCAACCUUAACAGAGGUGCGUGAUGGUCUCUCCUCACACGUUAUGUUCACACUGAAAACACACGUAACCGUCUGCAUGCGUGGAUGUGUGUGGAGCGUCACCGGUGGACUGUGACUCCACCCUCAGAAACUGCAUUUGCUUGUUUGCCUCCGUUUGCGCCACCUUCCCGAC